Meloidogyne enterolobii is the source of this 915-nucleotide messenger RNA. NCBI's taxonomy places the organism in Eukaryota, Metazoa, Nematoda, Chromadorea, Rhabditida, Meloidogynidae. The record is from the annotation of a GenBank genome assembly.
AUGCCAAUAAUAGCGGAUGUCGAAAGAACAAACUUCAACGUUCCCGAAUUAACACACAAUUUAAAUACAUUGUUAGAUGUUACUGAAGAGGAAAUUUGUAAAACUGAUAGACAAGUUCGUUAUUUAAAGGAUCAAAACGAAGUUUUAUUGAAUGAGCAAAGCCGAAUAGAGGACGAAUUGGCUGAAAGUAAAGCAGAAAUUGUUAGACUUGAGGAAGUUUACAGUAUUGUCAAACAAUUUUAUCAAGAAUCUUCACUUGAAAAUUCUACAUUGGAGGAAUGCAGGGAAUUGUUUAUUACGUUGAGAGAGAAAUAUUCUGUCGAAUAUACAUUGUAUGGACUUGAUGCUAUUGCAAUUCCUGUUUUAUUGCCAAAGAUAAGUAAAUAUUUCUCUACAUGGGACCCACUUGAUCCAGAAUACGCUUCUUAUGGUUUCGAAAUGAUGGAAGAUUGGAAAGAAAUAUUGGGAUCAACAAAAGGCGGUUCUUUAUUCAAGCAUUUUGAUAAAGAUUCAAACGCCUCAAUCUCUGCUUAUGAUCAUUGUAUUUGGAGUGGGUGGAUGCCUAGUAUGCGCCGAGCAGCUCUUACUUGGAAUCCAAGAGAUAAUGGCCCGGUUAUGGUCAGUCUAGUACAGAAAUGGAUGCCUAUAUUGCCUAAUUGGGUGCUGGAAAAUUUACUUGAACAGGUUUUGGCUCCUAGAAUCAAAAUUAAAGUAGACGAUUGGGAUCCAGUGACUGAUCCAGUUCCAAUUGAAACGUGGCUACAUCCUUGGCAUGCAAUUAUGGGAGAUCGUUUGUUACAUACAUAUGCGACGCUCAGGCAAAAACUUGCAAAAGGAUUGAAUAGUUGGCUUCCUGGAGAUAGAAGGUUUGGAAUUAUGUAUUUUUGGGUUUUUUUCUUAUGCUGUAAAGCAUAG